Molecule: messenger RNA, 723 nt
Organism: Prunus armeniaca (apricot)
Lineage: Eukaryota; Viridiplantae; Streptophyta; Magnoliopsida; Rosales; Rosaceae
Source: the annotation of a GenBank genome assembly
AUGGCCUUCUCUUCCCGCCUCUUAUCCAAAUCUAGACAGCUGUGUGGCAAUGGAGUCAUUAUUCAACAGGAGCGUGUUAUUCCAGUCCGUUACUUUGCUAAGGAAGCAAAUCGCCCUGUGCUAAAGGGUGAUGAGAUGCUGAAGAACAUCUUCUUGGAUGUUAAAAAGAAGUUUGAGACAGCCCUUGGAAUACUUCGCAAAGAGAAGAUCACCAUAGACCCAGAGGAUCCAGCCGCUGUUUCUCAGUAUGCCAAGGUCAUGAAAACUAUAAGAGAGAAGGCAGAUCUGUUCUCAGAAUCUCAACGCAUCCAACACACGAUCCAAAGCCGAACACAAGAAAUCCCAGAUGCUAGAACAUACCUGUUGACUUUGAAAGAAAUUAGGAUCAAGAGAGGUAUCACUGAUGAACUUGGUGCAGAGGCUAUGAUGAUGGAUGCAUUGGAGAAGGUUGAAAACGAACUGAAGAAACCUCUUUUGAGGAAUGAUAAGAAAGGGAUGGCUCUUCUCCAGGCAGAAUUUGAGAAAAUAAACAAGAAGCUUGGAAUUCGGAAGGAGGAUCUACCAAAGUAUGAAGAACAGCUAGAACUCAAGAAAGCGAAAGCACAGCUGGAGGAACUUAAGAAGGAUGCUCUUGAGGCGAUGGAAACUCAGAAGAAACGGGAGGAAUUCAAAGAUGAGGAAAUGGUUGAUGUGAAGUCUUUGGACAUCCGAAACUUCAUCUAA